Messenger RNA from Zerene cesonia (dogface butterfly), 1825 nucleotides. RefSeq names its product augmin complex subunit dgt3 (gene dgt3). The coding region runs from base 104 to 1789 and encodes 561 amino acids. Lineage: Eukaryota; Metazoa; Arthropoda; Insecta; Lepidoptera; Pieridae. Gene Ontology annotation, cellular component: centrosome; HAUS complex; mitotic spindle. The transcript is spliced from 10 exons. The record is from RefSeq and is a predicted model, not a curated record. Gene Ontology annotation, biological process: centrosome cycle; spindle assembly.
UAACGUUUGUCGCACAUAAGAUAAUACAAAUAACUGGAUUAAAUUAUAUAGUUUUAGAAAAAAACUUUUCUUACUUUUGUAUUAAAACUUGAAUAAGAGAAAAAUGAACCAACUAAAUGAAAUAACAGAUGAGGCUUUUAUUCCGUUCUUACACAGUUUAGGUGUUGAGACUUACAAGAAAUCCUUCGAAUGGAUGUUAAACGACCCCGAUUUUUCAGAUGUUUUGAGGUGGAUUUAUAAAAAUUUAGAUGCAAAUAAUGCAUUAAGUGCCAGAGAAGAAUGCAGAUACUUGGAACUCGAGAGAAACGGUAUGCUUCUGCCCAUAGAAGAAUUAGAGAAAACGGUUGAAGAAAUUCAGAAAGAAUUUGAAGGCAUUUGCCUACCUGGGGAUUUAGAUGCUAUUGAAGAUGCACAGUUUAAUAUAAAGAUGCAAAACGAACGACUAGAUUUAUUGGAAAAACAAGAAGAAACAAUCAAAGAUAUGAUCAGACAUAAUGAAACAACCAAAGAGGCAUUACACAAAGACACCACAAAACUCCGAGCAGCUGAACAGCAAUGCACUGAAGAUGGUGCUAACCUCGGCCAGGACUGCUUGCGGCUAGCUGAGGAAGUGGACAGCAUAACAAAUGAAGUUAUGGAUACUGUUAAUGAGGCCCUAGAUGUGUAUGGCAAUUGUCAUGUGGAUAAGGAAAUAUCUAAGAGGUUCCUUGCAUAUGGUCCCUUUGAACCAUAUAGGCAAUCACAAGCACUAUUUAGGUCACAUUUUGACCUAUAUGUUACCAAAAAGCUUAAACACAGUGAUAUUUUAAAGGAAGAAAACUUACGCUCAGCACAUUUCUUAGAAGCUAAGAAUAUGGAGGCUAGAUUAUUAGACGCCAUAUUGGCCUAUGUGGAAACAAAAGCGGAGCUGUGUGGGGAACAAGCGAAAUUGGCCCUUGUCGCCAAUUAUAAUAACGUGCAUCCCAGUCAAAUUACAAUGUAUGCAAUGGAAGCACAGAGCGCAAUAGAUUUGCUUGAACAAGAGGAAUCUAUUCUGGACCAGCAGUUGCAAGAUGCGGCCAAACAGCUGGUGGACAGACGGACAAACUUGGCUGAUGAAACUACUGCUAAAUCUGCAUUAGCUGUUAGAUUGCAGAUCCAGCAUGAUCUCAAGUAUCUGCAUGAUAUAACACAGCAGGCGCUAUCGUUGGAUAGGCUGCUAUACUGCGCGCUACGACGAGAGCUCGGCUCUGUAGAGGAGCUGCUCCACUUUGCCGCUCAUCUGAGGUCCUUUGUGAUGCAGGAGGAGGAGGCUGUGUUGAGCAGAAUCCAAUCAAUGAACAAUAUAUGCAUGGAACAAGAUCAAACAUACAGACAAAUAGUGUUAACUGACCCACUUUUAAACUUUCUGUGUUCAAUACUCGGCGUGGAGAAAGAUGCUGGGGCUUUGGUGAAGGGUUACUCCGAAUUGAGGAGAAGCAUAUAUGAGCUGUACGAUAAUAUAGUGGAUGGGCUGGUGAAGAAGGAAAAUGAUUUACAUCAAUUUAAAAAGCAGCAAGUCACAUUAAGCCGCUACAUAUGGGACGGCUGCAGCAAGCAGGCGAAUUGCUACAACACCAGUGUCUCCAGCAUGAUGCACGCGUUAGUGCAGGAAUUGGCUGAUGUAGAUUCCAAUGUUACACUGACGAGUGGACAAUUUAGUUCUGUGAAGAAUGGCGAUAAGAAUAAUCUUCGGAAACUGUGGCAAUGGUUUUUGACUGAUCCGGCCAAAUUGAUGUCGGCUAUGAGAAACUUAAGGAUUGAUAAGUGAGCUAAGAUACUUUUGUAACUAUUUUAAUAUAAUGUA